AACUUCUCAUUCACUCGGACCAACUUGUGACCGAAGAAAGCAAAUUAAGACUUAGUCUCUACGCACCAACCAGUCAUUUGGUCUGUAUCUUAAGAUAACUUAUAGAUUUAUUUUAUGGAUGGUUCUUCGUUUCUCGACAUCUCUCUCGCUCUCAACAACAAUCCCUUCCCCGCAAAACUUCCGAAGAAGGAAGUCUCGGUUUCGGCUUCUACUCAUUUAAAAAGGAAAUGGCUGGAGCAAGACGAGAGCGCAAGUGAGUUAAGAGAGGAGCUAAACAGAGUCAAUUCAGAGAACAAGAAGCUAACAGAGAUGUUAGCUAGAGUCUGUGAGAGCUACAACGCACUACAUAAUCAUUUGGAGAAACUUCAGAGCCCUGAAAUCGAUCAGACCGACAAACCGAUAAAGAAAAGAAAACAAGACCCGGAUGACUUCUUAGGCUUUCCUAUUGGACUCAGUAGUGGGAAAACUGAGAACAGCUCCAGCAAUGAAGAUCAUCAGCAACACGAGCAGAAAAAUCAGCUUCUUUCAUGUAAAAGACCAGUCACUGAUAGCUUCAACAAAGCAAAGGUUUCCACAGUCUACGUGCCUACUGAAACAUCGGACACAAGCUUGACAGUAAAAGAUGGAUUUCAGUGGAGGAAAUACGGACAAAAGGUUACAAGAGACAACCCAUCACCUAGAGCUUACUUUAGAUGCUCGUUUGCACCGUCUUGUCCAGUAAAAAAGAAGGUACAACGCAGCGCAGAGGAUCCAUCGUUACUGGUAGCAACAUACGAAGGAACGCAUAACCACUUGGGUCCAAACGCUUCUGAAGGGGAUGUUACAAGCCAGGGUGGGUCAAGCACAGUGACUUUGGAUCUGGUUAAUGGUGGUCAUAGCUUAUUAGCUUUGGAGAAGAAGGAAAGGAAUACGAUGCAAGAGGUUCUGAUUCAACAAAUGGCGUCAUCGUUAACAAAAGAUUCAAAAUUUACAGCUGCUCUUGCUGCUGCUAUAUCUGGGAGGUUAAUGGAGUAAUCUAGAACAUGAAUGUUUUGUUUUUGUUUGUUUAGAAUUCGGGGUUCUUCUUUUUUGAAUUGUAUCUUUCGAUUAGGAGAUAAAAUGAUGUAAACUUCAGUGUAUAUAAAUCGUAGAUUCGGUUAGAUGAACA
Messenger RNA from Arabidopsis lyrata subsp. lyrata, 1147 nucleotides. RefSeq names its product WRKY transcription factor 18. The record is from RefSeq and is a predicted model, not a curated record. Gene Ontology annotation, biological process: regulation of DNA-templated transcription. Gene Ontology annotation, molecular function: sequence-specific DNA binding; DNA-binding transcription factor activity. The coding region runs from base 115 to 1014 and encodes 299 amino acids. The transcript is spliced from 5 exons. NCBI's taxonomy places the organism in Eukaryota, Viridiplantae, Streptophyta, Magnoliopsida, Brassicales, Brassicaceae.